CUCAUCACAUCACACAUCUGGAUGUAGAUGUGACAUGGAAGAUCGUAGUGAAUUGACGCCGUAUUUUAUUUUAUAAUAUUUAUAUUAAAAUUAUCGCAUACUACUAUUGUUUUGAACUCUAAUUAUACAUAGCUUUUUGAAAGUUUGAACAUUAUCUAUUAUUUCAAAGUAAUUCAUUGGGUUCAGUGUUUCAUUCCAGAUAAGUUAGCAGUUUGUUUAUUAUUCGUAUAUAUCAGAAUUAGCGCUGAUAAUUUCAAUGACUCAAAACUCAAAAGUGUUUUUAUAUAGUUUUUAUAAAUUUGUAUAAAUGUAGUGAAUUUCUAUUUGAUUCUCACUAGUAGAAAACCUUUGGUGAUAGUUAUAUUCUUAUCUCAUUUCCGCACCGAUACAUCACCGAGACUUUCACAAUGACGGGACAAUUCGAAGAGCAAGAGCGAAUGCUAGAAGAAGCAAAAGGGCUUGUUCAUGUUCAAGCAAAUCACAUGAAACGUUGUUUGGACAAGAAUAAACUGAUGGAAUCGCUGAAACACGCUUCGAAUAUGUUGAAUGAACUACGAACGUCGUUAUUGUCGCCUAAAAACUACUAUGAAUUAUAUAUAUCGAUCACGGAUGAACUCCGUUAUUUGGAAAUUUACUUAUUGGAUGAAUUUCAAAAAGGAAGACAAGUUAACGAUUUGUACGAAUUGGUGCAGUAUGCGGGCAAUAUUGUUCCUCGAUUAUAUUUAUUAAUCACUGUUGGACUAGUGUACAUAAAAUCGAAUCCAACUUUGAAGAGAGAUCUUCUCAAAGACUUGGUAGAGAUGUGUAGAGGUGUCCAGCAUCCACUUCGUGGAUUAUUCUUGAGAAAUUAUUUACUUCAGUGCACUCGUAACGUGUUACCAGACGCUCCCGAAGAAACCGGAGAUGAUCCUCAAGGAACUGUUCGAGACUCGAUAGAUUUUGUUCUGAUGAAUUUCGCUGAAAUGAAUAAACUUUGGGUACGCAUGCAACAUCAGGGACAUUCGAGAGAUAGAGAACGAAGAGAAAAAGAACGAGAAGAGCUCCGAAUAUUGGUUGGAACUAAUUUAGUGCGUUUAUCACAAUUGGAGUCGAUCACGUUAGAAAAAUAUCGCAAAGUUGUAUUGCCAGGUAUUCUGGAACAAGUUGUGAGUUGUCGUGAUCCUAUAGCUCAAGAAUAUUUAAUGGAGUGCAUCAUACAGGUGUUCCCUGAUGAAUUCCAUUUGUCUACUUUGAGUAUGUUUUUAAAGUCGUGUGAAGAACUUCACCCGGGUGUAAAUGUAAAAAAUAUUAUCAUCUUGAUGAUCGAUCGCUUGGCCAAUUAUACUCAAAACAAUCAAGACACGGAGAGUUUGCAGUUGUUCGAUAUAUUUUCUGACCAAGUUGCCUCUAUAUUGCAAUGUCGUGUUGAUAUGCCUCCCGAAGAUAAAGUUUCUCUACAAGUUGCUUUGAUAAAUUUAGCUCUCAAAUGUUACUCCGAUAGAAUAGAUUUUGUCGAUAAAGUUUUGCAAACCACUAUCGAUAUUUUUGCCAAGCUGAAAAUUGAAAAAGUUGGAUAUAAAAGCGCUGUUUCGCGAGAAUUGAAUCGUCUCAUGAAAUUACCCGUCGACUACUUUAAUAAUAUCCUUACUAUAUUAGAAUUAAAACAUUAUGGAUGUUUAAUGGAAUGUUUCGAUUACACCGGUAGAAAAACGUUAGCGUUAUAUUUGGUGAAUAACGUUUUGAAUAAUAACACGUUCAUACCGACCCAAGAAUUGGUUGAUCAAGUUUUAGUCAUGAUUUCAUCGUUAACGGAAGAUCAAUCGGAUCAGCCAAUUGUGGAAGAAGAUCCAGAAGAAUUCGCUGAAGAACAGGCUCUAGUAGCGAGGUUUAUUCAUCAGCUCAAAUCAGAAUUACCUGAUCAACAGUAUCUAAUCCUUAGUACUGCCAAGAAAUAUCUAAGUGCUGGUGGAAACAAGAGGGUCAGUUAUUCGUUACCUCCUCUGGUGUUUCAGGCAUAUCAAUUAGCUUUAAAAUAUAGUUCGUUGGCUGAUGAAGACGAAUUUUGGGAGAAGAAAUGUCAAAAAAUUUUCCAAUUCUGUCACCAAACUAUAAUGGUUUUAGUAAAAGCAGAGUUAGCCGAGUUACCUCUGCGGUUAUUUUUGCAUGGAGUGUUGACAAUUGGCCAAACCAAUUUUGAAAAUCGUGAAACGGUCGCUUACGAAUUCUUAUCACAGGCAUUUUCUCUGUACGAAGACGAAAUUUCCGAAAGUAAAUGCCAACUAGCAGCCAUCACGUUGAUAAUCGGUGUAUUCGAAAAAUUGAGCUGUUUUGGAGAAGAGAAUGCUGAACCUGUUCGUACGCAGUGUGCUUUAGCCGCUUCGAAGCUUCUCAAAAAGCCAGAUCAGUGUCGAGCUGUGGCUACAUGUUCUCAUUUAUUUUGGUCCGGAAAAACCAUUAAUAACGAACCGCUAAAAGAUGGUAAACGAGUAUUGGAAUGCUUGAAAAAAGGUUGUCGUAUUGCAAAUCAGUGCAUGGAUUCUAGCGUUCAAAUACAAUUAUUUAUAGAAUUAUUGAAUCAUUAUAUAUUUUUCUUCGAACGUGGAAAUGAGUUUGUUUCCGUGGAUAUGCUUAAUCAAUUAAUAUCAAAAAUUCGAGAUGAACUGUCAAAUUUGGAAAACAACGAUGAAACUCAGCAAAUCAGCAAACAUUUUAACAAUACGCUGUCGCACCUCAAAAAUAGAAUGGAUACUACUGAGGAAACCGUGAACUAUGAAGGUUUAGUGCUGUAAAUUUGUGAUUUCAUGUUCUUUAUUUACCUACAAAUUAUAUCCCACAAAUUUUUUAUCGAUAAUCUGCUGGCCAUAAUCGAUAGGAAAAUAUUUAAACAACAGUGUAAUUAAGAACUUUGUGAAUGAUGUGUGUGAGUGAAUGUUUACAAAUGAAUUUAUAUUUAAUUUUUUUUGUUAUAUUUAUAUUUUAUUCUUAAACUAUUCAAACUAUAUUUUGUUAAUUGUUGGUAUAUUAAAGUUUAAACUUUGUUAAAUCAUUUUUUAACCAUAUUCAAAUGUUCUAAAUCGAAAUAUAAAACAUUCAAUUUAU
Molecule: messenger RNA, 3078 nt
Organism: Planococcus citri (citrus mealybug)
Lineage: Eukaryota; Metazoa; Arthropoda; Insecta; Hemiptera; Pseudococcidae
Gene: Vps35
Product: Vacuolar protein sorting 35
Exons: 15
Coding region: 408-2768 (786 amino acids)
Biological process (GO): retrograde transport, endosome to Golgi; intracellular protein transport
Cellular component (GO): retromer, cargo-selective complex; late endosome; retromer complex
Source: RefSeq, a predicted model, not a curated record